This is a messenger RNA of Mobula hypostoma (lesser devil ray), 577 nucleotides long. It is a transcript of the gene mif, whose product is annotated as macrophage migration inhibitory factor. The record is from RefSeq and is a predicted model, not a curated record. The coding region runs from base 112 to 429 and encodes 105 amino acids. Gene Ontology annotation, molecular function: cytokine activity; phenylpyruvate tautomerase activity. The transcript is spliced from 3 exons. NCBI's taxonomy places the organism in Eukaryota, Metazoa, Chordata, Chondrichthyes, Myliobatiformes, Myliobatidae.
GCAAUAAAUUCCACAGUUUCACCACCCUCUGGUUCAGAAAUUUCUCCUCAUCUUUGUUGUAUUGAAUAACCUGUUGGCACUACCUUCUGAUUGCCCCCUUUCUGAUCCUGAAUGGUGAAGUCCUCAGUGGAGGCUGAUUACACAAAGAUAGAUGUCAGUGAUGCAAGCAGCCAGAAGGGAAGAGUUAAGUAUAUCGCAGUGCACAUUGUGCCCGACCAGUUGAUGCAUUUCGGUGGAUCCUCGGAUCCCUGUGCCCUUGCCUCUUUAUCCAGCAUUGGCAAAAUCAACAACAAGCAGAACAAGCACUACUCCAGACUGCUGUUUGAAUUGGUGAACAAGCACUUGCACAUUUCUGCUGACAGGAUGUACAUCACUUUCCAGGAUCUGAAUCCCGCUAAUGUUGGCUGGGAUAACUCCACCUUUGGCUAGGUUGUGAUCCUAAGACCAUCCCACCAUGAUAUGCACAGUAAUAGUUUUGUUUGUUGUCUUAUAUUAAUAGUGGCUGAUAAGCCAGAAAUGUGAUUCUUGACAUCAUGUAGGUAAUUCCUUGCAACAAUAAAUUAAAUUCAGCAACUUU